Molecule: messenger RNA, 606 nt
Organism: Letharia columbiana
Lineage: Eukaryota; Fungi; Ascomycota; Lecanoromycetes; Lecanorales; Parmeliaceae
Exons: 1
Coding region: 1-606 (201 amino acids)
Source: RefSeq, a predicted model, not a curated record
AUGUCCGACCCUCGACCCCGCAACGACACGCAGCUCUCCCAGGGCCUUCCAGGACUCACGCACCACAUAACCGGACACGAUGCCUCCGGGCUCGCGAUCGUGGAAUCCGACCGGCCCGCCGCCUGGACGCCGAGGAUCAACGACACGAUGGCCUUCGACGUCGUCUACACCACCUCCACCUUCCCACCCAACAUGAACGGCAACGCCGACCUCACCGCCCACGACAAGAUCAUCCAGUCGGACCAGCUGGGGCUGGUGAAUCCCAACGGCACCGUGGCGCGGAUGGUCGAUUUCGGACCCGGCACUGAGGCCCUGAUGCACCGGACGCAAUCGCUCGACUAUGGGAUAGUGAUUGAGGGAGAGGUGGAGAUGAUACUUGACGAUGGGGUGAAGAGGAUCAUGGGGAGAGGCGAUGUGGCGGUGCAGAGGGGGACGAACCAUGGGUGGAGGAACGUGUCGAGUACAGAGUGGGCGCGGAUGUUCUUUGUGCUCCAGGACGCGCAGAAGAUCAAGAUUGGGGACAAGGAGUUGGGGGCGGACUUCAGUAAUGCGGGGAGUGAUACUGAGGGCCUGGCUGGGGGACAGGAUGUGGGGAGCAAACUUUGA